Rhea pennata is the source of this 1359-nucleotide messenger RNA. RefSeq names its product transcription factor AP-2 delta (gene TFAP2D). Bases 1 to 1359 code for a protein of 452 amino acids. Gene Ontology annotation, biological process: anatomical structure development; regulation of cell population proliferation; regulation of transcription by RNA polymerase II. Gene Ontology annotation, cellular component: nucleus. Gene Ontology annotation, molecular function: RNA polymerase II transcription regulatory region sequence-specific DNA binding; DNA-binding transcription factor activity, RNA polymerase II-specific. The record is from RefSeq and is a predicted model, not a curated record. The transcript has 8 exons. Lineage: Eukaryota; Metazoa; Chordata; Aves; Rheiformes; Rheidae.
AUGUCAACUACCUUUCCAGGUCUCGUCCACGAUGCAGAGAUACGUCACGAUGGAUCAAACAGUUACCGCUUGAUGCAGCUGGGAUGCCUGGAGUCUGUGGCCAACUCGACCGUCGCCUAUUCCUCCUCGUCUCCGCUCACUUACUCUACCACAGGCACCGAGUUCGCCUCCCCGUACUUCUCCACUAACCACCAGUACACCCCCCUCCACCACCAGUCCUUCCACUACGAGUUUCAGCACAGCCACCCGGCCGUCACCCCUGACGCCUACUCCCUCAACUCCCUGCAUCACUCGCAGCAGUACUACCAGCAGAUCCACCACGGGGAACCCACCGACUUCAUCAACCUGCACAAUGCGCGGGCGCUCAAGUCCUCCUGCCUGGAUGAGCAGAGGAGGGAGCUGGGCUGCUUAGAUGCUUACCGCCGCCACGACCUGUCUCUUAUGAGCCAUGGGUCCCAAUAUGGGAUGCAUCCAGAUCAAAGACUCCUGCCAGGACCAAGCCUCGGGCUUGCAGCCUCGGGAGCAGACGAUUUGCAGAGCUCAGUGGAGGCCCAGUGUGGACUUGUGCUGAAUGGUCAAGGAGGUGUAAUAAGAAGAGGUGGUACUUGUGUUGUUAACCCCACUGACCUGUUCUGCUCUGUACCUGGUCGCUUAUCCCUACUCAGCUCCACUUCUAAGUACAAAGUGACCAUUGCAGAGGUGAAGAGGCGUCUUUCACCACCAGAAUGCCUCAAUGCUUCCCUCUUAGGAGGUAUUUUGAGAAGAGCAAAAUCCAAGAAUGGAGGACGCUGCUUGCGAGAAAAAUUAGACAGACUGGGACUGAAUUUGCCUGCAGGAAGACGAAAAGCAGCAAAUGUCACACUCUUGACUUCUUUAGUAGAAGGGGAGGCGUUACAUUUGGCCAGAGAUUUCGGCUACACCUGUGAAACAGAAUUCCCUGCCAAGGCGGUAGGAGAGCACAUUGCCAGACAGCACAUGGAACAGAAAGAGCAGACAGCAAGGAAAAAGAUGAUCCUAGCAACAAAACAAAUAUGUAAAGAGUUCCAAGACCUUCUGAGUCAAGACAGAUCACCCCUUGGAUCCUCCAGACCAACUCCAAUAUUAGACCUCGACAUCCAGAGACAUUUAACACAUUUCAGUUUGAUCACUCAUGGUUUUGGAACUCCUGCAAUAUGUGCUGCCCUAAGCACUUUCCAAACUGUUCUCAGUGAAAUGCUGAACUACUUGGAAAAGCACACAUCGCACAAAAACGGAGGAGCGGCGGAAUCCGGCCAAGGACACGCCAACUCGGAGAAAGCCCCCCUGCGGAAAACUUCAGAGGCUGCUGUGAAAGAGGGCAAAACAGAAAAGACAGACUAG